Messenger RNA from Mastomys coucha (southern multimammate mouse), 3366 nucleotides. It is a transcript of the gene Muc15, whose product is annotated as mucin 15, cell surface associated. NCBI's taxonomy places the organism in Eukaryota, Metazoa, Chordata, Mammalia, Rodentia, Muridae. The transcript is spliced from 5 exons. Bases 371 to 1369 code for a protein of 332 amino acids. The record is from RefSeq and is a predicted model, not a curated record.
AGCCAGCCAGCCGGCGGCCAGCCCCACCCAAUUUUGUUUCUCAAGCAUCUGCCUGUGUCCUGCUCAAUGCCACACUGUCACACUUAAGUCACCUGCUCUUCCAUGUGCUGAAGACUUGCUGAAGCCAGGCCAACUGUGAUAUUUUAUUCCUCAUUUGUAAACACCUGUUAGUUCUGAAGCUCUAGAGAACAUACUCAAUGCUGACCAAAAUUGCCAAGGCUACUCAGAAUAACACUCAAGUACUCAAGUUCUGCCUGAUAUACUAGCUACAUGGAUGACUGAGCUUUUAAAGACAAAAGGAAACAAAUAAAUAAACCCAUCUACAUUGGGAAGAUUCGUCAUACUAAAACCAACAUCAACGAAGGCUACCAUGUUGACCUUAGCCACCAAGAUUGUGUUGAUUUCAAGUCUGUUCAUUUCACUACCAUUUGGGAUGCCUCAGAAACAAAAUCCAAGAAGAAAUGUAACUCAGCACACUGUAGAAGAUGUGAAAACGACAAGAAACAAAUCCAUUCAUUUGGAAGGAAGCAUAAAUAUAACUUCAGAAAAUGGAAGUGAUAUCUCCAAUCUCAUGGUGACAGCUCCUUCUGUUUUGGAUUUAUCCACAACCUACAAAACAACAAAUUCCACCAGAAACUGGCCAAUGGCUAGCUCAGCUGAGCGUCUAAGACCUUCCUCCACAUAUUCUGUUCCUCCCUUGGUUCAGGGCUUUGUUUCCAAGUUGCCUUUGAACUCAUCCUCAGCAGAUGUAAAUCCUUUACAGGUCUCAGAGCAUUCCAAUUCUACACAUUCCCCGUCACCAGAAAACUUUACUUGGUCUUUGGACAAUGACAUGAUGAGCAGACCUGAAGAUACUUCCAGUACAGUAAGCCCCUUCCCCCCACCUCCAACGACCACACCUGUAACCCCUUUCACAACUGAACCUACUGGAUGGCUUGCCACAAACACUGACAACUUUGCUGGUUUUACCCCAUAUCAAGAAAAAACAACUUUGCAGCCUACCUUAAAAUUCACCAACAAUUCAAAACUUUUCCCCAAUACAUCAGACACCCCAAAAGAGAAUAAGAACACAGGAAUAGUGUUUGGAGCCAUUUUAGGAGCAAUCCUGGGUGCUUCAUUGCUUAGCCUUGUUGGCUACUUAUUGUGUGGACAACGAAAAACAGAUUCAUUUUCCCAUCGGCGCCUUUAUGAUGACAGAAAUGAACCAGUUCUACGAUUAGACAAUGCACCAGAACCUUAUGAUGUCAAUUUUGGAAAUUCUAGUUACUACAACCCAGCUGUGAGUGAUUCAUCCAUGCCAGAAGGGGGAGAAAGCGUGCAAGAUGGCAUUCCCAUGGAUGAUAUACCUCCACUUCGCACCUCGAUAUAAAAUUAGGAGAAAGAUGGAUGCAGAGGGCACAAGUUCAUCUCCAUUUUGACCUUUCAACAAAUUCAUCAUUCAAGAGGUUCUGCAAGAUUACUGCUGUGCUGCUUGCACAGGGAAUGUUGCAGUAGCAAGAGAUGUGCAGAAAAAGCUGGCUGGAUCCAUCAUCUAAAAGCUUUCUUUUCUUAUAGUCUUCAGCUGGGCUGAAGCAUCUGUUAUAUAACCAUAAUUUGUAUUUUGGUUUAUUUUCCAAGGAAACCUUUGUUGAAUAAGGUAAAAUUAAUGCACAUCACCAUGGUAGCACUGACUGAUAACUUAACAAUAACCUUCACACAAAAUCUGGGGAGCAAAACUAGAUUUUCUUUAAAUAGUUUGUUUCUAAACAAGAAACCAGAGUUAACUCUUCAUUCCUCUGUCUAUAAUCCAGGACCACAAAAUAAAAUGAGCAUUUUCUUGGGGGCAUAGUUUGGAUGAUUUUUGCUGGUUUGUUUCAAAGCCAGAAACAUGAUAUGGCAGAAUUUUUUGUCCUGAGAAAUUAAGGCAAUAAGAAUGAAAAGAUUGUCUCCUAAUACAUUUCACUCUUCUACAACAGCACACAUGGUCGGUCUCUUUGGCUGGCAUGUUGACAAUGGGGGCAUUCAACAGGGCUGCAGGAAGAAAACUGACUCUAGCCAGGAAAGUGAUAUCUUCCCUGAAAGUCCUCAAAGUUUUAAGCAACUUCAGCUUGCAUGAACACAUCAGGUUUCAAUUAAUAGACAACGUAGAAUCUCAAUUGGAAACAUGAGGAAAAAGUUGAGGAAUAUACUUGUACGUAGUUUGUAUGAAGUUAACUUGUUAGCUAGAAAUAUAAUUUGUAGUAUAUUAUAGAUGUUUGUUCAGUCAUAUGUGAAAUAUCUAUCACUCUGAAGGCAUGGAGCCCAGGGCAAAACAGAAAAGAGAGUUAGCAAGCAAACACAUCAUCACUUGAACAAGUAAUGAUACAAGAGACUUAAUUCUGGUUUUAGUUUGUUUUCGAUUAACACCUAUCUUUGACAGUCUGAGCCUCAAAGAUUAGAGAAUUAAAUAGAGUUAAAUUCCCAAGGAGUGGAUGUAUGAACAAAGCAAGUACUAUCUUAGAGGCUUUAUUGUUGAAUCAAUACAUGAUAUGAGUGGCACUUGCAUGUGCACACGUGUGUGUGUAACACAGAAAACAUUUUAGAAAGUCAGAAUUGUAAAAUGAGUAAUGAAAGAAAAUACUCACCCCAUAUUGCCAUAAAAAUAGCGAAGAAAACUGUCCCUCCAUUAUCAAACAAAUAUGUUACCUUAAUAAAUAGAAAAUAGAAAUAUUAAUCAUACUAGUGGUUGUACUAAAAUAGAGGUUAUUGUUUGCAUUAGGUCCUAUAGUUUCUCCCCAGGCUCUAUCACAGUGUUGUGUAGCCUGUUAAUCUAUUGACUUGGGAUCAGUUUUCCAGUAGUUUAUGCAAUUUUCUCACAGGAAGAGAUGAGGAAACAAUAGAUUUUUUUCUUUUUCUCACCUCCCUCUGGUUUCUUUGUACUCCACUUUCAUUUUGGCCUUUAGGUUGUUCUAAGUUCCCAAAGAAGCCAUUUUGUACUACAGUUGAAUAUACUAAAACCAUGAAAUAUAUGAAGUUAGUGUGUAACUUAAGGCAUAACACAUUUUGUUUCAUGUUGUUUCCUGUUAGUGACAAGUUCCCAGAAGAGGAAAGCUAUAAAAUACAGAAGUCUGGUAGUGAGCAAGCUUCUUCAAUUGAAAGUUGUAAUAGUAAUAUCACUGAUCUUUCAUGUCUUGUAAAAUGUGCCAUGGGUCCAGUAGUCAUUUAUUUCAUAUAAUGAGUUUUAUCUUAAGUUGUUGUAAGAUAUUUCAUAAAUCACUAAGCAUAUUUUAAUCAGCUGUUACCUUAUAUAGAGCUUGAUAAAGCAUAAAAAGUCAUUCAAUAUUAUAGAAUAUAAUUUUUAGAAUUGCAAGAAUGGAUAGACUUUAAUAAAAUUCAGAUUUAAUAAAA